Messenger RNA from Tachysurus fulvidraco (yellow catfish), 6033 nucleotides. It is a transcript of the gene mgat5, whose product is annotated as alpha-1,6-mannosylglycoprotein 6-beta-N-acetylglucosaminyltransferase. Gene Ontology annotation, biological process: protein N-linked glycosylation. Bases 375 to 2606 code for a protein of 743 amino acids. The transcript has 17 exons. Gene Ontology annotation, cellular component: Golgi apparatus. The record is from RefSeq and is a predicted model, not a curated record. Lineage: Eukaryota; Metazoa; Chordata; Actinopteri; Siluriformes; Bagridae. Gene Ontology annotation, molecular function: alpha-1,6-mannosylglycoprotein 6-beta-N-acetylglucosaminyltransferase activity.
CUAAACCCAGCACCAGUCCCUCCCGCUCUUCCCCUAACAACGAAAAUUGACACGCUCCCUUACUUCCCUGUGAUGUUGUUGAACGUUGAACGAGAGACGCACGAGCGCUAACAGUCCGGGCUGAUCAUAGGAGGUCUCGCAAUCAAAAGGGGUUGAAUCAUAGUGGAUUAAUCUCUAAACAAGGACAGAAAGAGUCUCCAUCAGUAUGGACCAUUCAGUGCGGAUGCAUCUCUCUCUUGAUUGACAAGCAAGAGGGAUGGGCCAUCCCCAGGAAGAGUCUCAUUAGGUAGAGAAGAUCCAAUCCACAAAUCCCACAAGUCUCGACCAUGAAACUCGACCCAUCCUGAACUCUGCCUAUAAGCAAACACCCAAACAUGGCUUCCAUAUACCUAUGGAAGCUAUCGUCCCAGAAGCUAGGCUUCUUCCUGGUGAGUUUUGGCUUUAUCUGGGGUAUGAUGCUACUGCACUUCACCAUCCAGCAAAGGACGACGCACGAGAGCAGUGCCCAGUUACGCGUGCAGAUCCUCGACCUGAGCAAGCGCUACAUCAAAGCUCUGGCCGAAGAAAACCAGGGCAUGAUGGAUGGACCUUACGUGGGGACCAUGACUGCAUAUGAUUUGAAGAAGACUCUCGCUGUGCUGCUGGACAACAUCAUGCUGAGAUUGUCCAAGCUUGAGUCCAAAGUGGACACCAUCGUCGUCGUCAACGGCUCGGCCUCUAACCAGACCAACAGCACGGUGGCUCCUGCCCCCAGCUCCGCCAAUGGCGAGAAGGUCAAUGUGGCAGACCUGCUCAGUGGAGCACAGGAGAAGUGUGAGCUGCCACCUCUUGACGGCUUCCCGCACUGUGAAGGCAAGAUAAAGUGGAUGAAGGACAUGUGGCGCUCAGAUUCGUGCUAUGCAAAUUAUGGCGUGGACGGAUCCACGUGCAGCUUCUUCAUCUACCUGAGCGAGGUAGAGAACUGGUGUCCUCGUCUGCUAUGGAGGGGCAGCAAUGCUAAUGAUGAUUUUGACAAACAGGGACAGCUGGAAAUCCGGACAAGUCUGGACGAGCUGUACCGCGUGAUGUCACGGCGUGAGGAGUUCCGCUGGAUGAUGUUGAGGAUAAAGCGGAUGGAGGAGCGGUGGCUCGGCGCCGUGCACUCGCUCAGCCUCAAACAAGACCUGCGCAACCGCAAACGAAAGAAGAUCCUUGUGCACCUGGGUCUGCUGACGAAGGAGUCUGGCUUCAAGAUAGCUGAGAAUGCGUUCAGUGGGGGUCCACUGGGAGAGCUGGUGCAGUGGAGUGACCUCAUCACCACUUUAUACCUACUGGGCCACGACAUCCGUAUCUCAGCCUCCAUCGCUGAGCUUAAAGAGAUCAUGAGGAAGGUGAUGGGAAACAAGUCCAGCUGUCCGACACAGGGAGACAAAGUGGUGGAGCUCAUCUACAUCGACAUUGUGGGCCUGUCUCAAUUUAAGAAAACACUCGGGCCCUCGUGGGUGCAUUACCAGUGCAUGCUGCGAGUGUUGGACUCGUUCGGGACGGAGCCGGAGUUUAACCACGCUCACUACGCUCAGUCUAAAGGCCACAAGACUCCGUGGGGCAAGUGGAACCUUAACCCUCAGCAGUUCAACACCAUGUUCCCACACACUCCUGAUAACAGUUUCCUGGGCUUCGUGGUGGAGCAGCACCUGAACGCCAGCGACAUCAGACACAUCGACGACGUCAAGCGGCAGAACCAGUCGCUCGUCUACGGGAAAGUUGAUAACUUCUGGAAGGAUAAAAAGAAGUACUUGGAUAUCAUCCACUCAUACAUGGAAGUGCACGCAACUGUACACGGCAGCAGCACUGUCCAUUUGCCCAGCUAUGUCAAAAACCACGGCAUCCUGAGCGGACGUGACCUACAGUUCCUGCUUCGCGAGACCAAACUGUUUGUAGGUUUGUCCUUCCCCUAUGAAGGCCCCGCCCCCCUGGAGGCUAUAGCCAAUGGCUGCGCAUUCCUCAACCCCAAGUUUAAUCCACCCAAAAGCAGCAAGAACACUGAUUUCUUCAAGGGAAAGCCCACUCUGAGAGAGCUGACUUCACAGCACCCGUAUGCUGAGGUGUACAUCGGCCAGCCUCAUGUUUGGACUGUAGAUAUAGAGAAUCCUGGAGAGGUGGACAGAGCAAUCAGAGCCAUCCUCAGUCAGAAGAUUGAGCCCUACCUACCGUAUGAGUUCACCUGUGAGGGGAUGCUGCAGAGAGUCAACUCCUUCAUCGAGAACCAGGAUUUCUGUCACGGUCAGGUGAUGUGGCCUCCUCUCAGCGCUCUGCAGGUCAAAAUGGCUCCAGCAGGCAAAUCUUGCAAGCAGGUUUGUCAGGAGGAGCAGCUGAUCUGCGAACCUUCCUUCUUCCAACACCUGAACAAGGACAAGGACCUGGCCAGGUUUGGUGUCGAGUGCAGGACUGUGGAGAGUGUCGGGGACAUCGUGGUCCCUGCGUUCGGGGAGUCGUCACGUCACUGUGUGCUGCAGGCCGAUCUGCUGCUGUUCAGCUGUGCAGGAGCUCAUCCUUCACUCCAGCGCAUCUGCCCCUGCAGGGACUACAUGAAGGGCCAGGUGGCUCUGUGCAAGGACUGCUUAUAACACACACACACACACACACACACACAUUCACGCACACACACAUUCCAGUGUUUCCUCUUCAGCCCUGGGUCGGGGUCCCCAUCAUUUAGGUGUCAGACAAGGUUUUCAUAUAGAACUGGUUCGAUUUCUACUGCCUCUGUACAUUAACUAGCUACCAACAUUUUUUAACAGAUAAUUGCUGUCCAUCUUUAGCAAGCCAAACUACAAAAUAUUUAUUUACCACGCACAUUGCGGGGGAAAAAAAUGGAAACGUUCUUUAGGGAAACAUCAGCAAGAUGAAAAAGGUCUUCAUCAAGACUCGCUUUGUAAAGCUUGUUAUGAGCAUCUGCUGUCGUCGCUCUUAGGCUUGUUUUUGUUUUGGUCUCACUGAGAGACUGUGAGAGAAAUAACACCAGACCUGGAGAAGAAUCACAAUGAUUACCGAUUACUAAUAACUACUGAUUCCCAAUCAUUUCAAAUGUCUGCUAAUGAUCAACUCCUAAUAAUCACGAAUUGGUAAUUAUUGACAAUUCCCAGUACUAAUUACCAAUAAUUACCAAUUCCCAUUAAUAAUUACCAAUAAUUACCAAUUCCCAGUAAAAACUACCAAUUCCUUAUGAUCUUCACUUGCUAAUUUGCAAUAGUUACUGAUAUCCAAUCAAAUCUGUGUUAAUUACCAAUCUCCACUAAUAGAUUUCUAAUAAUGACAGUUUCCCACCAAUAUUCCCUGGAGGUCCAGUGGCAGGAUCAAGAAUUUCACAACCCAGCCACCAGGGGCUUAACUCUCAGUGCCGGUCCCAAGCAUAAAUACAUUUUCAAUAAUCCUGAGGGCUGCAUGAGGAUAGGCUUCCGAAGUGAAACCUGUGCCAAAUUAAAUAAAAUUCUAUUAAUACAAAUAGACAAAUAGAAUGCUGUGGCAGCGAAGGACUACUAUGACGACAUCAUCUGCCCAUUAAUUACCAACCAAUUUCCAAUAACGUUCAAUUCCUGAUCGUUCUCAAAUACUCGUUCAUCUGAAACGUGCAGUGAGAAUCCAAGAACUGCCUCCAACACCAACCAGUUCAGAGCUCCAGCUAAUUCCUGAGUAAACUUCUAACUGCUUCUAGUUUAAAUCUCAGUCCUGAACCUUGACGUUUACUUUUGUUAAAGCUUUCUGCUGGAACUUCUUUAGGUCUGAUCUGUUGUGUUGGCUUAGCUUCGGUUACAAAAAAAAACGAAUAUGAGGGGAAACACUGCACACAUGCACACAUUGCUUGUGAUUAAAAGAACUUAAAGAAUUAAAGGGACAAAUACAAAAGAAAGGCCAGACUGAACAACUGAUGAACUGUUCUCCAGGACAGCCGGAAAUACUUGAAGGAGGCACGCAGGUUCACUGGAACUCGUCACUGCCCCGCGUGUGUGUGUUUGUGUGUGUGUGUGUGUGUGUGUGUGUGUGUGUGUGUGUGUGUGUGUGUGUGUGUGUGUGUGUGUCGCAGGAGACACUCCAGCGCUGCGCUCUUUAGAUUUUAUUCUAUUUUAUUGAAUCUUCUCCGUCCUUCUUGUAUCUUCUGGAAAUCACAGGACCAACGAGCCCAGGAAGGUACACGAUUAAUGCACCAGGAAGAAGAAAAACGUUGGCGUCCCUGCGUGUGGAGGAUUUUCUAUUCAGACUGCACUGCAUUUUAAUGUAUAUAGAAAGUUUAAACUAGAAGUCGAUGUGUUGCAGCGCACCCACAAUGACACACACACACACACACGCAUAAAAACACAUACUUUCUUUUUCUGUUUUGUGGCCUGCUUUCAGAAAAUAACACAAAGCCGUUCAGAUCCUCUGUGAGAUGUGAUUUAACUCUGCAAGCAGCUUCACUCCCCUCAAGCCACCUUGGUUAGCCCUCCAAAUUUUUUAGACCGUAUUGAAAUCACUCGGGAACAAACCCGGACGUGACAUUCGUAUUAACGCAGCUCAUCUCCAAACUCGUGUACAUACCAUGUUCUAAAAAAAAUAUUCUUCGCAGUUCAAAUUUACAAAAUCAUGUGACUUUUUUUUUUGUUGUUUUUGUCUCUUCUUCUCCUGGGGUUUAUGGGUUGAAGUUCCUUUCAUGUCUUCGUUCUCCUGAAACAAAUCUCAACCGAGCAUCAGAUCUUUUCCUUCCUUUCCCUGAGUGAAAGUGCACUACGCCACGCUUACAUACUGAAAAUCACGUGACACUGUACUAUUGUUUAUAAGGAUUUUUUUUAUUUAUUUUGUAUACAAAAUAAUGUAUGGUGAUUUUUUUUUUCUUAAUUUAUAUAGAGUAGGGUUCUAUGUUUGUUUGUGUUUAUUUUAUUUUAUUGCUUAACAGAAGGAAAUAUUAUUUAUGCUAAAUUAAAAGUGUGUUAAAAGAGUGCGCGUGCUUGUCCAAGACAGACCGAACAGACAUAUGACGUCGAGGACAAAAUGAGGACAGCACAAUCGGUGAGAUUGUCUUCUUUAUCCUUUAUUUUCAUUUUACUACUGUUAUUAUAAUUAUUCAUAUUAAUUAUUAAUUAUUAUGACUCACAAUACACUGGAAUGAUCUGAAAUCAUUAUUUAUGGGGUUUUUUUCGCAUCCCUUAAAUGAUGCUGAGGAAAAGUAUCCCUUUAUUUUAAGACUACUGAUGGAUAAGAGUGAUUUAUAUUGAUUUUUUUUUUAAAGUACACCUUCCAAAUAUGGUAUCAUUUCCCCACCCCUCAGUGUCUCUGUUGUGGACAAGCAGUGCAUCUUGAGUACAGAUUGUUUUUUUUUUGUUUGUUUGUUUGUUUGUUUUUUUAAGUUCUUGUGUGUCGCAUUUGCACAUUUGUAUAUAUUUAUGGACGGGUUUCUUCGCUUUGUUUUCUAACUUAUUCCACGCUUUUGUUUUUUUUUUCCUCCCCUCACAAGAUCUCAGUUUGUAUAUAAUCGUGAAGACCGUUUUUAUUUUCUGUUCUUCCGUGCCUUUUCCGAGUGUAGACGUGUAGAUGCGUAGAAUGACAAAACACAAACAGAACCGUUUUCAUAUUUAAAAAAAAACUGGAUUUUUGCCAAAAAAAAGUGGAGAUGGUUAGAAAUGUAAAGUUCGUCUUUGUUUACAAGUCGAUGAAGCGUUAAAAGUUGCACAUUUGAUGAACAGGCUAGUUAUUCAUUGCAACGUAAUUCAUUAAUGAGAUUAGAGACUUUAGUCGCAGUAAUUACGCAAAGUAUUGAUGCAAAUGCAAGAUUCUGUUUACUGCUUUCCUAUGAUUUUUAUACAUUUUCUUGUUUUGUUUUGUUUGAUCUCCCUCCACAUUUGUGGGUCAAACUUUACAUCAGUUCAUCUGCUUUGUGUGUUUCAUGUCAUGACAGUGAUAGAAGAUUAGGGGACAUAUGUUUUUAAAAAAGAAAAAGUCUUUUUUUUUUUUUGAUCAAUACGCUGGAUAUAUCUUUAUUUUUCAAUAAACUCUUUCUGUGACAACAGAAAUUUCAAUAUAAUA